This is a messenger RNA of Contarinia nasturtii (swede midge), 1564 nucleotides long. Its product is annotated as putative inorganic phosphate cotransporter. Gene Ontology annotation, biological process: monoatomic anion transport; transmembrane transport. The record is from RefSeq and is a predicted model, not a curated record. The transcript has 13 exons. The coding region runs from base 47 to 1534 and encodes 495 amino acids. Gene Ontology annotation, molecular function: transmembrane transporter activity. NCBI's taxonomy places the organism in Eukaryota, Metazoa, Arthropoda, Insecta, Diptera, Cecidomyiidae.
AUAAAUUUCAUUAAAUCUAAAUCAGUUCGAAUAUUAAGCCAUCAAAAUGAAGAAGACUUACAAUAAUCCGCUGUGCACGAUCCUUCCCCAACGCGUUGUUAUGGGGAUCAUGGGAUUCCUUGCAAUUGCAGUCUCCUAUACAAUUCGACAGUCUCUUUCAGUUACAAUUACUGAAAUGGUGCCCAAAAAAACGGACGCAAGAAUUGGCGAGACAUAUAGUUGGUCGGAAACGGAGCAGGGAUGGGUUUUGUCCUCUUUUUAUAUUGGCUACGUUAUUUCGCAUGUUCCUGGCGGUUUGGUUGCUGAAAAGUUUGGAGCCAAAUGGACAAUUGGUUGUGGAGUAUUAUUAAUGGGUGUUUUGAAUGCAUUAACCCCAAUAGCUGUGAGAUAUGGUAAUAUUAUGGUUGUAAUAGUUUUGCGAAUUAUUAUGGGCCUAGGAGGUGGAACCACGUAUCCUGCUCUCAGUGUUAUGUUGGCGGCGUGGGUUCCGGAGAAAGAGAGAGGAAAACUUGGAUCAAUUGUGUUCGGAGGUGGUCAGAUUGGAAGUCUUGUAUCAUUUGCUUUAUCUAGCGUGAUAUUGGGCAAAUAUCAUUGGCAGUACAACUUUUAUUGCUGGUCUAUUAUUUCUGUAAUUUGGUUUAUUCUAUUCACGAUAACUUGCUACAGUGAUCCUGCAUCGCAUCCAUUCAUCACCCAAAAAGAGCUUAACUAUUUAAAUGCUGAAUUGGGGCAAACAAAGCGAAACGAUAAAUUACCACCAACUCCAUGGUCCUCGAUUCUCACAAAUAUUCCAGUAAUGGCGAUGGUAUUUGCGCAGAUGGGCCAUGACUGGAUCUUGUAUGUUAUUUCCUCUGAUUUGCCAAAAUAUUUGAAGGAAGUAUUACAUGUACCUACGGAAGAAGUUGGAUUCUAUACAUCGUUGCCAUUCUUGGGAAUGUGGCUAUUUUCAAUUUUUUCCGGAUAUGUAUCCGAUUUUCUAAUCGUUCGACGUAUUCUUACGAUUACACAAGCGCGUAAAUUUUUCACAUUUUUGGGUGCCGUUCCACCGGCUUUUUUCAUUAUGGCUGCCUCAUAUGCCGAAAAAAAUUUAUUCGUUGUUGUAACUAUGUUCGUAUGUGCCAUGAGUUUUUUGGGUAAUUUUUAUCCAGGCCUUAAAAUAAAUUCAUUGGAUUUAAGCCCCAAUUAUUCCGGAUCCCUAAUGGCACUAACAAAUGGUAUCGGAGGAAUUUCUGGUGUAGUGGUACCCCCAUUUAUUGGCUAUAUUGUAGAUGAUAAAACAAACUCAGCAAUUUUGCAAUGGCGUAAGGUCUUCUGGAUUACAUUUGGUUUUUCUAUUGUCAGAACUGUUGUCUUUUUAUUGUGGGGAAGUGGUGUAGUGCAGCAAUUUAACAAUCCAGUUAAACAAUUAUCGGUUGAAUCGGGCAUUUCCAGACAACCCGAUACGCCAACAAAUCGAUAUGAAAUGAGCAGUGAUUUAAGUGAUCAAACAAUUGAUAAAAAUGUUGUAGUUUUUAAUGAACAAAAUAAAACAUAAUCAUUAACUGAUGAUCCAUUGAACUAAAAA